Molecule: messenger RNA, 7717 nt
Organism: Oncorhynchus nerka (sockeye salmon)
Lineage: Eukaryota; Metazoa; Chordata; Actinopteri; Salmoniformes; Salmonidae
Product: anion exchange protein 2-like
Exons: 24
Coding region: 445-4272 (1275 amino acids)
Biological process (GO): bicarbonate transport; regulation of intracellular pH; monoatomic anion transport
Cellular component (GO): basolateral plasma membrane; apical plasma membrane; plasma membrane
Molecular function (GO): solute:inorganic anion antiporter activity; monoatomic anion transmembrane transporter activity
Source: RefSeq, a predicted model, not a curated record
GAUGGGGGAUUGAAUUUGGGGGAGGGUUUGAAACAUUAGUUGGUGCUCAAUGGUUGCGAGUGUAGAGUGUGCAUUUGCCAGGGUGAGUGUGUGCGUGUAUGUUAAGGGGAGAGCCAAGACAGGAAUACAGAACUAACCACAAUCUCCCUCACUCUCUUUUGCGCUGCCUCUCUCUUCAUCCCUUACACACACGCUCUCUCCCUCUCUCUCACAAACAGAUGCACACACUCCCUCUUCUCGGUGUUCUCUCCCUCUCACUGCCUUUCUGAAUUCAGUGGGAUUUGACUCGGUCACUACGAUGUUUGCUGUUGCUGGAAGCUCUCUGCAGUGAGCACGCUGAGGUUAUGCUACCCAAAAGUCCUCCGUUGAGUAAGAAAGAGAGUGAAAAGGGCUAAGGACUGCUUCGCAACAUACUGCCCUGACCUUGUGAUCCGCAACGGAGCCAUGAACAACCCUAAGGAUGCCAGCGACACCAAUGUCGCCACCAACACUAUGGCCACAGCCACCUCAGCUCCAUCGGCCCCUUCUAGGCGGAGUGAAGAUGAUGAUGAUGACCUGAACAAGACCCUGGGGGUGCAGCAUUUCCAGCAGAUCCUCCACCCACCGGCCCGUGGACCCCCAAAGAAACACCGGGCCUACAACGAAGAAGACUUUGAGUACCACCGCCACUCCUCCCACCACAUCCACCACCCGCUGUCCAAACUACCCCCAGAAAGGAGGAAGAAGAAGAGCAAGAAGAAGGAAGCGGGAUGGAGGAGAGGAUCCGGGCCUGACGGAGCACCCAACAUAGAGGAGGACGAGGAAGAAGAGGACGCAGAUGAGUCCUACAGCCAGAACGAUGGAGAGGGGGGGCAGACCACCACACCCACACCUGAUACUGACACGGACACACACAACGAGGAUGUGCAGUUCUUCGUGUCUGAGGAUGACCCUGCCAGUGCCACUCCUGCCCCCACGCACAGCAAAGGUGGCAGUGCCACCCUUACCAGACGCCUCACCAUCGUACCUGAGACUGCCCUGGGUACCAACAUGCCAGAGGAUGCCACGGAUGAGCCAGUGGACUCAGUGUUGGCUCCCAACAAAGGGAGGAAUGGCCUAUCCUCUGGCCCCUCCCGGGAGUCCCACAACCCCUCCACACGGGGCUCCACGCCUCCCUCCUCCUCCGCCUCCUCUUCCUCCUCCAGGACACCGCCCCCUGGCAGCCGCGGCUACGACCUGCAGGAGCGCCGGCGCUCGGGCAACAUGACGGGCGGGCAGCAGGAGCGCCACCAGCGCCAGGCCACCGACGACAGCGAGGCCCAGAUGCUGGGGUCCGCCGACCUGGAUGGCAUCAAGAGUCACAGGUUCGAGGAUGUGCCUGCGGUGCGCCGUCACCUGGUCAGGAAGAGCAACAAGGGUCAGGUGGUGCACAUCAGCAAAGACCACAAGGAGCCUAGUGCCCACUGCUGCAAGUUGGACCGUACCCCACAUGAGCCAGUGCUUGAGUAUCGGUCCUCCUCGCAUUCGGACAGAAUGGUUCGCUUGGAGUUCGUGGGUCGUAUGGCACGGCACCAGAAGGUGUUUGUGGAGCUGAACGAGUUGGUGAUGGAUAAGAACCAGGAGUUGCAGUGGCGGGAGACGGCCCGCUGGAUCAAAUUUGAGGAGGACGUGGAGGAGGAGACGGACCGCUGGGGCAAACCCCACGUUGCCUCGCUCUCCUUCCGUAGUCUUCUGGAGCUCCGCAAGACCAUCUCCCACGGUGCGGUGCUACUGGACCUGAACCAGCACACCUUGCCUGGCAUUGCCCAUCAGGUGGUGGAGCAGAUGAUAAUCUCUGACCAGAUCAAAGUGGAGGACCGGGCCAAUGUCCUCAGAGCCCUACUACUCAAACACAGUCACCCGAGCGACGAGAAAGAACACAGCUCUUUCACGCAGAACAUCUCUGCCGCCAGCCUGGCCUCCCUGAUGGUGAACCACCACAGCAGCAGCAACCACAUAGGCCAAGCCGAGCCCUCUGCCAUUGACCCCGUCGUAGGUGGAGGAGAGGCCGCCUGCAUCCUUCCAGACACCCGCAUUGACAUGGAGAAGAGCGAGAAAGACAAUCCUCCCAAAUUGGGCAUGCACAGGUCCAAGUCCAAACAUGAGCUCAAGUUGCUGGAGAAGAUUCCGGAAAAUGCAGAGGCCACCGUCGUCCUCGUAGGCACCGUGGCCUUCCUGGAGCAGCCAUCCAUGGCAUUUGUGCGUCUGCAGGAAGCCGUCCUGCUGGAGUCUGUGCUGGAGGUGCCCGUCCCUGUACGUUUCCUCUUCCUUCUAAUGGGCCCGCCCAUCGCCAACAUCGACUACCACCAGAUCGGCCGCUCCAUCUCCACACUUAUGUCUGACAAGCACUUCCACGAGGCGGCGUACAUGGCGGACGAGCGGCAGGAUCUGCUGAACGCCAUCAACAGCUUUCUGGACUGUAGCAUUGUGCUGCCGCCGUCUGAGGUGGGCGGCGAGGAGCUGCUUCGCUCGGUGGCCCGCUUCCAGAGAGAGAUGCUCCACAAGAGAGAGGAGCAGCAGGGCAAGAAGCUCAAGGUCAAAGAGCCCAAGAGCCCAAAGGAUAAAGCUCUGCAGGCACCCUUCAAACCUGGGGAUGACCCUCUGCGCCGGUCGGGCCACCUGUUUGGGGGGCUGAUCAGUGACGCCGCACGGCGCUACCCCAAAUAUGCCAGUGACUUCCGUGAUGCACUCAACCCCCAGUGCAUGGCUGCCAUCAUCUUCAUCUACUUCGCUGCUCUGUCGCCCGCUGUCACCUUUGGAGGACUGCUGGGUGAGAAAACGGGGGGGUUGAUUGGCGUGUCGGAGCUGAUCAUCGCCACGGCGAUGCAGGGGAUCAUCUUUUCCCUCCUGGGGGCACAGCCUCUGCUGGUGGUGGGCUUCUCUGGACCCCUCCUGGUUUUUGAGGAGGCCUUCUACUCAUUCUGCAAUGCCAACCAUAUAGAGUACUUGACGGGCCGGGUGUGGAUUGGCUUCUGGCUGGUGCUCAUCGUGGUCAUCAUAGUGGCCUUUGAAGGUAGCUUCCUGGUCCGCUUCGUCACGCGCUUCACCCAGGAGAUCUUCUCCUUCCUCAUCUCCCUCAUCUUCAUCUACGAGACCUUCUCGAAACUGGGCAAGAUCUUUCAAGAGCAUCCUCUCCAACGCUGUUACCUGGUCAACGACACAUGGACAUCCUCAUCAUGCAACAACACUGUGGUUGGCGUGCCUGGCAAGGUGGUGGGGGAGCCCAACACAGCCCUCCUGACGUUGGUGCUAAUGUCCGGAACGUUCUUCAUUGCGUUUUACCUGCGCAAGUUCAAGAACAGUUCCUUUUUCCCAGGCAAGCUCCGUAGGAUGAUUGGAGACUUCGGGGUUCCCAUCGCGAUUCUCAUCAUGGUGUUGGUGGACUACAGCAUAAAAGACACCUACACCCAGAAGCUAAGCGUGCCCACAGGCUUCUCGGUGACCAGUCCUGAAAAGCGGCAGUGGCUGAUCCCCCCGCUGGGCUCGGACGGACAGUUCCCUGUCUGGAUGAUGGCCACCAGCAUCUUACCUGCCCUGCUCGUCUUCAUCCUCAUCUUCAUGGAGACACAGAUCACCACGCUGAUAGUCAGUAAGAAGGAACGGAUGCUGUUGAAGGGCUCCGGCUUCCACCUGGACCUGCUCAUCAUCGUGGCCAUAGGUGGGGUUUCGGCCCUGUUCGGUCUGCCCUGGUUGGCCGCCGCCACCGUGCGUUCUGUUACUCACGCAAACGCCCUUACCGUCAUGAGCAAGGCGGUGGCCCCCGGCGACAAGCCCCGUAUCCAUGAAGUGAAAGAGCAGAGGGUGACGGGCUUCCUCGUAGCUCUGUUUGUCGGUUUGUCCAUUGUGAUCGGAGAUCUCCUGCGUCAGAUCCCCAUCGCUGUGCUCUUUGGGAUCUUCCUCUACAUGGGCGUCAUGUCCCUCAACGGUAUCCAGCUCACCGAGCGCAUGUUGCUGCUUUUGAUGCCUCCCAAGUAUCAUCCUGACCACACUUAUGUCCGCAAGGUGAGGACCCUGCGCAUGCAUCUGUUCACGGGGAUCCAGCUGGUGUGUCUGGCGGCACUGUGGACAGUCAUGUCCACCGUGGCUUCGCUGGCCUUCCCCUUCGUCCUCAUCCUCACCGUGCCCAUCAAAUGGUUCCUAUUGCCCCGCAUUUUCACCACGCGCGAGAUGCAGUGUUUGGAUGCAGAUGACGCAGAACCUAAGUUUGAUGAGAGGGAGGGACAGGAUGAGUACACAGAGAUGGUGCCAACGUGAUGGACAUUCUGCCAACCAAUAUACACCCUAGCCCUACAGUAUACUCCAGGAAGUUGCUCCAAACCCACCAAAUCCUUUGUUUGUUCAGCUGAUAAUUUAUAACGCACCACUGAUGGUUUGAAAUGUUUUACUCAUUUUUUAAAUUGAAUUGUCUUGAAAGCUUUUUAGGGUCCCAACUCCCACAUCAUAUUUUUUUUGUCUGUUUUCACUAUAUUGCUUUUUGGAAGGUAGAUUUGUCCUUCAAAAAUAAUUUGAGUUACUAUGUUGAUUCAUGUUUUUAGGUAUCUUUGGGGUGUGUUUUAAUGUCAGGUGGGAGUUUGAAUUGCUAUGUGUCAAAGACUAGAGCCCAAUUCCAAGUCUCCACCUUCUGCGCAAAGUGUGCAGAAGGUGAAAUUGGGCAGAAACCACAUCCUCUGAGGUCAUGACCUAAGAAGAAGCACUUUAUUACGAUAGGAUCAGUACAGAUGUAGUAUACAUCUUAUCACUUUGUACUGAUGAAUAUAUACAUGUACAACAUAGUCAUAGACGAACAUUUACCAUUCAGUCUAGUUCCCACAGUUAAGCGUAUCAUUGCAGUAGUCUUUUGAAUGUUACAUAUUUAUUACUACUAUGGUACAUUUUUCAUUCAAGAGUGGGUCAAAUGUACACUACGUGGUUCUCAAUUCACAUGAUUUUACAUGGCCCUCCAGUAUGGCAAAUUCAUUUCAUUAAUGUUGUAGCUUCACUGAGAAGCACUUACCAUAAUGCACACUGACAGAAGUAAAAGCAACAAAAACCUGAUAAAUCUAAUGGUUCCCCAUCAAAAGGGCAACUAGGCUACGCUCAGUUAAUUGUUGUUUUCAAUGAGGAGGGUUUCUGUGCCCAUUCCAAUUGCCUUUAGUCCAAUACAAUAUGUUUAACUUGUACUGUACCUCAAAUUGCUUAAAUACAAGAGUAGAAAAGAUUUGCAUUAUAGAGCUUUGCAUUAUAGAACCAAUUAUUUGCAGUGUGUGUUUGUGGGGCCUGUCCAACUCUCUUUCGGCAAAUAGCAUGUGACUGUGACACCAUUAUAACUUUAUGUAUAAUAUGGUUUGAAUGGUAUUUGCAUUUAUUAUGGAUCCCCAUUAGCUGCUGCCAAUGCAGCAGCUGCUCUUCCUGGGGUCCAGCAAAAUAAAGGCAGUUUAUAUUGUAAAAAAACAUUACAAUACAUUCACAGAUUUCAGAAAACACUGUGUGCCCUCAGGCCCCUACACCACCACUACCACAUAUGUACAGUACUAAAUCCAUGUGUAUGUAUAGUGCGUAUGUUAUCGUGUGUGUGCAUGCAUGCGUGUGUCUGUGCCAAUGUUUGUUGCUUCACAGUCACCGAUGUUCCAUAAGGUGUUUUUUAUCUGUUUUUUAAACUCUAAUUUUACUGUUUGCGUCAGUUACUUCAUGUGGAAUAGAGUUCCAUGUAGUCAAGGCUCUAUGUAGUACUGUGGUCCUCCCAUAGUCUGUUCUGGACUUGGGGAUUGUGAAGAGACCUCUGGUGGCAUGUCUUGUGGGGUAUGCAUGGGUGUCCGAGCUGUGUGCCGAUAGUUUAGACAGACAGCUCGGUGCGUUCAACAUGUCAAUACCUCUCACAAAUACAAGUAGUGAUGAAGUCAAUCUCUUCUCCACUUUCAGCCAGGAGAGAUUGACCUACAUAUUACUAAUAUUAGCUCUCUGUGUACAUCGAGGGGUCAGUCGUGCUGCCCUGUUCUGAGCCAGUUGCAAUUUUCCUAAGUCCUUUUUUGUGGCACCUGACCACACGACUAAACAGUAGUCAAGAUGUGACAAAACUAGGGCCUGUAGGACCUGCCUUGUUGAUAGUGUUGUUAAGGCAGAGCAUCACUUUAUUAUAGACAGACUUCUCCCCAUCUUAGCUACUACUGCAUCAAUAUGUUUUGACCAUGGCAGUUUAUAAUCUAGGGUUACUCCAAGCAGUUUAGUCAUCUCAACUACAGUCACAAGCUAUUUGCCACACUUGAAUUUAAGAAAUUUGAGGUACAAUACAAGUUAGACAUAUUGUACUGGACUAAAGUCAAUUGGAAUUGGAAUGCUUUAUACAGGAUAUGGAUCCACCUCUGGGUAACAGAACGUUUUGUACGUGUAGGUGGUAACCAGAUUCGACACUGUUGUUUAAAAGCAGCCCUUAUUCAAAUUGAUUCAUUAUUUGCAAUUGAAUGAAUACAACCCUAGCAAUAAAGUAGCACUACAGUACCCAAUAAAGUAGCACUACAGUACCCAAUUGUGUGUAUUUGGGAUGAUACACAGGGGAAGCCUUCAUUCAUUAAUUUGGCAAAAUGUGUCAACAAUAAAAUAAAAAAUCCUAUCCUGUGGGAAUGACAAACCACAUUAUAUUAUUUGAAGAGCACAUACUGUAAGUCGCUUUCUACCGAUCACUUGCUGCUUAGAUCUCACCAUUGUGCUUCUCCGAACAUGUUAAAGAUGUUUGGUCCCAUUACCUACAUAGUCUUUCAUACCUGAAUACACUACAUACCACGAUUUACUUGAUUUUCACUGUUGUGUCCUAGUUGUAUAGUCUUGGUUUAACUGUCUGAACAACAGUAUGUACAGUAUGUCGGCUUUAAUGUACAGUAAACAGAAGUAGGAGACAUUCUAUUCAAUACAAAUUAAGGUAUUUUUAAGUAUGCACAUAUUUUUGGGCCCCAGUAGCUAAUCAUGUCUAUAAAGCCAAUGAGGAUAGUAUAUUAAUAACAGCUGUUUCCAUCUUAAAAUGUCACUAAAUGUGUUGUAACAUACACAGUCAUAAUACACGUUAUUGAGAUUCUGUUUACUUUCUACCAGAAAGUUAAACAUCAUACCGGUGCACUGAAAAAUUACAGUUGUUUGCAAGUAUUUCAAAAGUGUGUAGUAGGAAGACUGUGUCUCAUUGAAUCACUGCAAAGGAAGAGCAGUGGCUGCCAUGUAUGGGUUUGUUGUCAUCAUGUGCUCCAAAUUGCCUACUUUGCAGAUUUGCUUGCUGUUGUUACAGUUUUCAGUUUGUGUGCUUUGUCAAGUUCACCAGGUCAUAUCAUCUUUCCACUCAAAAUACAAUGUGAGAGAACAUAAGAUGCCACAAAUAUUUUAGCAUAUUUCUGGAUGCUAGCUUUGCAACGAAAUUGGGGAGGAAAAGGUUGUUGUUUUUUUAAACCAAAAAACAAUGCUUUGGGAUAAUUAACUGCAAAUAGUAUAGCAUGAGUGACAAAUAAAGAAGAAAGAAAAUAUAUUACAUACAAAUAUAUCCAUAUAUUUUCUUAGGAAACAAUCAUGGUUCAAGUGCUUUGGCUUUAGCUACAUUGCAAGAUGUUAAAAUAGACAAUCCGCCUUGGUCUUAUCCAUGUCAAGUUUGUAGAAUGACAAAAAUGGACUGGUUUUAAAUGUGUUUUUUUUAACAUGUAUUAUAUAUAUGUAAAUGUCUAUUAAUGAUCAAAUGAAACUGAAA